Messenger RNA from Sorghum bicolor (sorghum), 2115 nucleotides. RefSeq lists its product as uncharacterized. NCBI's taxonomy places the organism in Eukaryota, Viridiplantae, Streptophyta, Magnoliopsida, Poales, Poaceae. The transcript has a single exon. The record is from RefSeq and is a predicted model, not a curated record. Bases 515 to 1870 code for a protein of 451 amino acids.
ACAAACUGAUAAAAUCUUCGAAAAAAAAAACAAAAAGGUGUGCCUAGAAAAAGUCGCAAACUUUUGGGCUCGCACGCGAGAUUAAAGGCCCAAACAAGAAACCCAGAAUGAGUUCAGCCCAUAUAGUCUCUCAGUACUCCAACGGGCAACUGCAUCAGCGUGACGCUGACGCGGGCAGCGCCACUUUUUUUUUGGUUUCUGCGCCUUCCUCCUGCCGUUCUGGCAAAGCCGACCGUUGGAAUGAACCCCUGCAUCGGCAUCUCCCCACCACCACCACCACCAGCAGCACGAGAAAAAGAAACCGACGUCUCCAGCAGGCAGCAGCCCCGCCCUUCCAUGACCGUUGCACAGUUCAAACCCCUCAAAACGGCCACUCCCCGGAGCAGCCAGUCAAGCGACCAUCUCACCGCAGACCACCGCACCGGUCGAGAAAGCGAAAGCCAAAGCCGCGGCGGCUAGAAGAGAGCAGAGCAGAGAGGCAGACCCGAGAGGCGCGAGACCUGAGAGCCAGUCUAUGGGGUGCAUCUCCUCGAAGCUCCUCCCGCCGGGGCCAGGCGGCGACGGCGGCAGGCGCGCCACGGUGCGCGGCCGCGUCGAGCACGUCGUCUCCCUCACCUCCACCACCUACGGCGUCCUCGACCUCCACCCCAAGCACGGAGGAGGAGCCGUCCUCGCCGCCGCCGCUGCUGACGCUGGAGAGGUGGAGAAGGAGGAGCCGCCGCCGCCGCCGCAGGACAAGCCGAUAAGCAAGGAGUGGAAGCGCGCCAGCAUGCGUCCGCCGCCGAUUGCGGUCCCGAGCGCCGACAAGAAGCCGGCGGCGGGGAAGCCGGAGUCCGGCCUCGAGGUCAUCAACGCGUGGGAGAUCAUGGCCGGGCUCGAGGAGGCCUACGCCGCCGCCGCGGUGGCCGGGUCGCCGCCGGCGAAGAAGCCGUCCAAGCCGGGCCGGUGGUCGCCGGCCAGGGUCAUCGCCAUGGCCCUGCCGUCGCCCAAGAGGUCGGCGACGAGGCGGAAGAACACGCCGGGGAAGGAGAACAGCCCGCUCCAGCGCUGCUCGGGGAAUCUCACCAGCAAGGACAAGGACAAGGACAAGACCGCCGGCGAUGUCGACGGCGACAGGGUGCUCCGCCCGUACAAUUCCAUCGACAACUCCAAGCUGUCGAUGGCGUCCAAGAGGUUCUCUCCGGGCAGCGCGCGGAUCGUCCGCAAGCCCGGCACCGCCGAGACCGGCGGCGGCGGCGGCACCGGCAUGUCCUCGUCGCGGCGCAGCCUGAGCCCGCUGUUCGACCCGGAGCUGCUCGCGUCCAUCGAGCGCGAGCUGUCGGAGGAAGGCGCCCACAUCAAGCGGAUGGUAGGGUCCGAGAAGCCCAAGCACCCCAAGGCCGCGCCGCCGGCGAUCGUGGCGGCCGAGGGGAAGUGCCCGCCUGGGGGCGCCGAAGCCGUGGUCCUCUACACCACCACGCUCCGCGGCAUCCGCAGGACCUUCGAGGAGUGCAACGCCGUGCGCGCGGCGAUCGAGGCCCACGACGUGAAGGUGAUCGAGCGGGACGUGUCCAUGGACUCGGGCUACCGCGAGGAGCUGCGCCUGCUGCUGGGCGGGCGGGAGGUGCGCGUGCCCGCCGUGUUCGUGCGGGGCAGGCACGUCGGCGGCGCCGCCGAGGUGGCCAAGCUGGAGGAGGAAGGCAAGCUGAAGGCGCUGCUCGAGGGCCUUCCCCGGGCGCGGGUCUGGUGCGCGGGCUGCGCCGGCGUGCGCUUCGUCAUGUGCCGCGACUGCAACGGCAGCCGCAAGGUGCUCGACGCCGAGCGCAAGGAGACGGUCAAGUGCGGCGAGUGCAACGAGAACGGCCUCGUCCGGUGCCCGAUCUGCUCGUGAAUCGUGAUGUGGGGAUCGUGGUCGGUGGGGGUGGGUAUCAUCUGGCGAUUGAUUGGUGGUGUGAAAGUUGUUGUGCAUUGCUGUGUUCGAUUGGGUUGAUCUGCCUGUCUACCCGGCUGCUUUUGAUUUUGCUGUAUGAUGUUGCUCUCGGCAACAGCUGCCAUUGUAAUAUGAAACGGAUUCAUUUUGUUGCGUAUGUAGUUUAAAUUACCUAAUUUAAUCAAAUGUAAUUUGAUUUCUUCUCA